Molecule: messenger RNA, 1004 nt
Organism: Teleopsis dalmanni
Lineage: Eukaryota; Metazoa; Arthropoda; Insecta; Diptera; Diopsidae
Product: dnaJ-like protein 60
Exons: 5
Coding region: 51-704 (217 amino acids)
Source: RefSeq, a predicted model, not a curated record
UUUUACUAUUUGUAAUGAAAAUUUAUUUGAUAUUAUUUGAAUUUUAGAAAAUGUUAAAUUUGUUUGUAAAGCCGCGAUUAGCUGGUCUAAUAAAUGCUGUACGGAAAUUCUCUAAUCGACAAACUUAUUAUGAUGUAUUAGAAUUAAAUAAGAAAUGCAGUAAUCAAGAUAUAAAAAAUGCGUUUGUAAAACUUUCAAAAAAGUUUCACCCUGACGUGAAAGGUGCCGAAUCGGACCCUAAGCAAACUGCACAAUUUGUUAAAAUCUCAGAGGCUUAUCAGACGUUAAGUAAACCAAAUCUUCGCCGUGCAUACGACCAAAAAAUCUCAUACCAAAACUCCUACGGAAAUCGUAGUUACUCAUAUGACACCGUUACCACCGAAGUACAUGAAUCUUGGAAAAUUAAGCCUGAUUUUAAUCCAAACCCAGACCCUAAUGCUUAUUAUGGUGUCCCUGGUUGGAAGCGCAUAUCAAACUCAACAAUUGGACUUUUACUCAUUGGCUUAGGUAUUUUUGGUGCUGUUUUCGGAUAUGUGUCUGUAAAAAUAUAUUAUUAUUUUAGACACUCCUUCACGUUCGACCGUAAACAACUAGACGAGGUGUCAGCAGAAGCUAGUCAACAUCAUGCAAAUGUGCGCGCUGACGCCCAAAAGUUUGGCAACGAUGAACAACUGCGCCGAAUGAUGAAGAAGUUGCAAAAUUGAGAGCGAGACCACUAAUGCGGCUUUCAAAUAUGUUCCGAGGUCUUUCGAAGAAACUAAAAAUCUUAUAUUUUGUAAUAUGUUUUAUUGUGAUCGCGAAUAUUAAAAUUGUGAUAAAAAAGGUGUAAUGAACAUUCUUGGCACAAACCUGGAAAUAACGUUAGAUUCAAAUUUAAAAAAAAAUUAUUAUUGGAUUAGAAUUGUCGAAAUUACUUUCAUAAAGUAUGGAGAUAUAUUUUAUAUUCAGGAAUAAAAUAAAAAUUUAAAGCGCAAAAUUUGUCUUUAAACAUUCGAUCACCUAAA